Molecule: messenger RNA, 12289 nt
Organism: Haliotis rufescens (red abalone)
Lineage: Eukaryota; Metazoa; Mollusca; Gastropoda; Lepetellida; Haliotidae
Product: telomere-associated protein RIF1-like
Exons: 34
Coding region: 131-9028 (2965 amino acids)
Biological process (GO): telomere maintenance
Cellular component (GO): nucleus
Source: RefSeq, a predicted model, not a curated record
CCGCGAAACCCUUUCAUGGCGGAGUGUUGUACCGCGAAAGGAAAAUAGCAGUAAUACGUUGUCAAUGGAUGAUGUUUGGUGAACGAAGUUAUACAAACGGGUACCUAGGAUACUAAGUUAAUGUCAGAUUAUGAUGGUAGCCGCUUCCACGCCGAGCAGCAUGGAUCUGACAGUCCUCUUGACAACGCUCGAGUCCAAGAAAAGCAAUCUGGAUGAUAAGAUCGAAGCCUACACAACUCUCUCAACACACUUGCGAGAAAAUGAGUUGAGUUUUAUCAGCCUUGACCUGACAAAACAGACUGACCGAGUGUUGUCAGUGCUGAAGAAGGAUGUUCAGAAUGAGUCCAACGCUGUCCGCCAGGGGGCGCUGCAGGUGCUCGGCUUCUGUCUCCACGAUGCAGAAAUAGUCAGGUUCCUGAAUCCGGCCACCAGCUGCGAGCUCCUCACACUGCUGCGACAAUGUGUGGAGAAGACAGAGGACAAGACGACCGCCACUCGGGCACUGUGGUGUCUCAGCAAACAGACUCUAGCUGAAGCCGUUGUCGUCAAGGAGCUGCCGAUGUUGCUGGCCACGUGUGACCUUGCCUUCACCAAGUGGAAGAACCAGUCGACUGCCGUGGAAUACGAAGCCCUCAAUGUUGUCACGAGGCUUGUGGAGCAGACUCCCUCUGAGAUGAAGUCCAGUUGUCUGAAGUGGGCCAAGCUGGUCGUACCUCUUGUUGCUCACCCCGCCAUCAAGAUCCGCGAGAGAAUCCUCCCGCUGCUGGACACGUGUCUACCCUGGAUGGUCGGUGUUAAGGAGCUGAGGACCGGGCUUGUCCAGGACUUCAGAACUAAACUAUGUCUGGAGUUAAAGAAACUAUUCCAUGGCAACGAGAUAUACGUGCUAAAAGUGUGGAGAUUUCUGGUGAAGCUUUUCGGAGAAGAACUCCACCACGGGAGCUUCAUCAACCACAUGCUGCCGCUGGCAGAGCUGGGCUUCAAACACGCCCUGGCCGAGGUGAAAAUAGAGGCCUUCAAGUCCUGGAAACACCUCAUCGACAACUUUGCACUUAAUCCAAGCAUAAUUAGUGACCCAAAGAGGAUAAAACUCAUAAUGCAAGUUUUCAAAAUCAAUAAUGCCAAAGUGGAAAGUGUUGCCAUGGAGAAGCUUCAAAUAUGGUGGCAUUUUGUCAAAGCUCUUGGUCCGAAAAUAUCCCAAAACUUCGACCAGGUGGUGGUUCCGCUGCUCCACUUCUGUAUUGGGGGCAACAGGAACAGCCCUGCCAACUCCAUGACGCCGACAACGCCACACAUGGGUCUGAAGAAUGCUUUGUCCAGUCCUGCCACUCCCCGCCUCAAUCUGACUGUCAGCAGCCCCGGCCUGUCCCGCCCCGUCUUCCCCACACUGCAACUCCGGGGCUGUGACAUCCUCGCCCACGUCCUUGUGUGUCCAAGCAAGAUGUCGGAUCUCCCCAGGGUCAGCUUUUCACUCGAUGGUCUGGCAUGUGAAGUGGUCAGCGGGACGCCCAUGUUCCUGAAACAUGCCUCUGUGAUAGUGUCCAGUAGUCUUGACCUUGUCUGUGCCCAGGGACCUCACAUACCAGAGUCCCACCUGAUGUUCAUUUGGCAGUGUCUGCUGUUCCACCUCCGUUCCGCCAUCGAGUCAUCCUCGCGGUCUGAGAAUAGAGAAGCUCUGUCCAGCUUUCUCGGACACUUCCAGACACUCGUCUUCAGCCAGAGUCUUCCCCCCAAAACUGUCAUGAAACUAUUUCAUCCUGUGUGUAACUUGCCCCAAAAGGCACUGGCAUCAACAGCGUACAACAUCAACAGCGGCAAGGUCGUACGGGGGACACCGGCUCUGUUCCUGUGUGAAGUUCUGCUGGCACCAACCCUUCUCAAAGAUUUGGCCAGCUCAGAAAAUUUCAUCAGCCUGUUUUCGACUCUGAUCAACUGUGGGACCAGUACUGUCACCGGAGUUCUGGAGUUCUGCCAGGCAGUGACCAACGUCGUCAACGAACAGGCUUCCUUCAUCACCAACCCUGACGCUCUCUGGAGGCUCUGGAGCAUCCUCGCCAACACAUUGCAGGAACAUAUUGUCAAGACAAACGAGGUGAAUCAAGGCGACUCCCUGGAAUACAACUUCGACUCCUUGUACACGGUCUUGUUGUUCCCUGUCAAAAACAAACUGGGGACCCGACUGACACAGCCUAUCUGCAAGUCACUGCUGAAGACGUGGGGAGAGUUGUACAGGAGUUUUGCUCGUCUCUCAGCCCUCGUGACAACUGCAGAGGCCAACAUUGCUUGUGAAGAAUUUUGCCAAAAAGUCCUCCAGUGUCUUGAAGACGAGUCGUGGAAGGAGAGCGGAGUGUUGGAGUUCGUGGCUCAGAUGUGUCAGGUUGUGAUUGACAAUGUCGACUUCUCGUCACUUGGGACCGGCAGCGGGUUUGCUCAUGGAGCUUCUCUGAGUCCGUCAAAAUGGAUCAAGCGGAAGAACAAGCCAAUGGAGAAUCUCCAGUCCUUCAUUAAGUUGCUGGUCCACCUGGUGGAGAAUCUCGCGGAGUUGACAGAGUCAGGGGAGACAACUCUCACUGCCAAGCAGAAACCGGCAAAUGUGACUGCAGGUGCCACGCUGCUGGUGGACGUGUUGGCGACGUUGUUCACACACAUCAACGUGUCGACCAUCAUCGCACGGAUGCUGGGGCAGCUGGCCACGCCCACUUCCUGGUUCUUCUCCGCGUCCAGCAGGAAGACGUGCAGCAGGCUCUUUAACGCAGCGUUCAUGCAGAAGGUGGAGAAGCUGUGGCUGGAUAUUUCCACCUGCAUCCAGAGUCGCUACACCAUGCAGUAUGACACGGAGUUCCUGGCGUGUGUGUCGCCGCUGCUGCAGGAGACGUUGUUGCACCCGCGCCGACAGAUCAAGAACCAGUCUCUCAUUCUGUGGAAGGCCACCUUCAGUCACGCAGCCCCGCUCACCUACCCAGAAGAACUCAAGCCCGUGUUGAUGAAGGUGAAGGAGAAGACGCCUAUCAUGCUGCCGGGGUGGGUGCAGACGGACACCAACGUCAUUGAGGAGACACCCUUCAGCCAGUACAGCCAGAUGGACUCAUUCGCCCCCGAUGCCCGUCUCCCUGGGCUCCCCUCCCCACACAAGAUCGUGGGCAGCUUCAUGCAUAAGGCUGUGUCCCCCAAUAUAAAGAAGUCCCCCGCCAAACUGCCACCUCCUGAUGUCCGGCCUGUCGGUUCCGCCAAGAAGAAGCUCUCUGUCAACGACUUCAAAGAGGAGGACUUUGUGAUCAUCAAGACGUCUCCCAAGAAGAAGCGAGUUUUAACAGAGCACCAGAAGGAGGUGAUGAAGGAGAGGAGGACAAUCCCGGUGAUGUACAACAACCUUGACCUCUCCCAGGACGUGUCGCUCAUGGCCUCGCAGUUCAACACUGACACACAGCAGGAUUCCAUCAUGAUGCAGACACAGCCACCGUCGGAAGAUUCAGUCAUAGUCAUAAAUUCAAGCCAGUCACAAAACCUCGAACACGACAAGAGUAAAUCCUCUGUGCCCAAAUCUUCAAGCACGGAGUCUCUUGCGGAUGAUCCCACGUCUGAUGUGAAGAGAGGACGCAGGCGACGGUCAGUCCGAUUCAGCAAUGAUGACAGCCAGGAGAAGGAGGGAGAGAAGGCGGAGAUGAAGAGCCCCCCCAGUGCAACCCCAACUCUCCGGUCACUCAGGUCGAGGAAGGAUACAAAACAGUCUGACGAGGAUCAGAAGUCAAAUGAGAAAGAACUGACAUCAACAGAAAAGAAAUCCACCAAGAUUGAUUGUGAAAAUUCAAAAGAUAAGGAGGCUGACAAAGAUUCAAGAUCAAAAGUGACUAAAGAUGCUGAGUUGGUCAGUUCAAGCGUUAAUAUCGACUCCAGUGACCCCUCACCGAGUCCCUCCUUGAAGCAGAACCUCAUGCACGCGCUCGGAGAUCAGUGGUUGAAUACCCUGAAAAGUACAUCAAGUUCGUCCCUGGGGAAAAGUGAUUCUUCAGAGGAGAGCAGAUGUGGGGAAGAAUCGGUGAGAGAAUCGGGGAAUUCUACAAGCAGCUCCCAGAAUUCACAGGAAGGAAGUGGGGAACAUUUCAGUCCAUUCAAGUCAAUCAGUCAGUCGCCACCUGAACGGAAGUCAAGGUCACCGGGGAGGAAGACUCUCAGCCAGGAGGUGACAAGUUCCGCGAAAUCACCCACUAGGAGCCGGGAUCGUAGUAAAAGUUCUCAAGCUGGUAGCUUAGAUAAAUGGUUGGUGAAGUCGCCAGCCAAAGGUAAAAGUUGUGUGAUAGAUGCCAAGUCUCCGGAGGACUCAUUCGUUCCAGAUACUCAGUUGUCGACCACAAUGGAGGUGUCCCUGUUACACUCUGUAGUUGAAGAUACAAUGUCUCCUUCGAAGGGCAAGCAUAUGGCAAACAAGUCGUCACACUCAUUCGUUGAAGACACACAGUCUCCCUCAAAGUUUAGUCAAAAGAAUUUGUUCUCCCCAGAUAUUAAUGCUUCGAUUGAGGAGACUCCAGUAAAAGAUUCAUCCAAUAUUCUGCCCGGUCCGUUAUCACUACCCUCAAGUCGCAACUUGUUCGGGGAAUGUGACAAGGUUGCAAGUCAGGACCAAGAAUCGGAUGACAAAGAGACGGACGUUAAGCUCGGCACGCCUGUUUUGAAAAUCAAGAAGCUGACAACUGAAGAGAUCAGUGUGCUGUCCCAUGGAUCUCCCGAAAAGGCAGUGUCAAAAGCUCUGUUCAAAGAACCGUUGUCAGUUUGUGAAGGUGGCACGUCGGAAGGCAAGGAUGUUCCGUGUUCUCAAGGGUUUCCGACAGCAGAGACAAGUGAGGACCAGGAAACUAUGGAAUCCCAGUUCAGUCCUGUGUUUCCAAGGAUAUCGAGUGAGAGACCAGACUCUCAGAUAUCUAUCAAUUCUGAUCCUGAGUUGCCUGGCAUUUUGAGCUUUGGACAAAGAGAGGAGUUGAUAAAUGCAUCAAGUUCAUCCUCAAACUACAGCGUCAGUGUCCUCAAUGCCGAUUCGGUUAAAAGUAGUUCUCAAGAUUCUGCUUCUCAAAAUUCUGGGUUAUCCAAAGACAAAGAGGUGGGUCUGGACGCAGGGGACAAAUUUACAGAAGAGCUGUUCGAAACAUGUCCAACUGACACAGUGGAUGCAUACAACCCGGACUCAGUAUCUACUUUGAAGGAAGGGUCAUCCCAGAGUACGACAGAUUCAAGCAGCUCUCAGAGCACCAGCUCCAGCCAGAGCUCACAAGCAAGUGCAGUGGAGACUGUUCUGUCUGAAGGGUCGUACAAGGUCGACCUUGUGUCCACUCUGGCUGAAGAGCCUGCGUCAAGGAGGAGGAAGCAGGAUACGCCGAAGAAGAUGGGUCUGGAAGAUUUGAGGAGGACUCCGAGACAGAGGAAGAAGAAGACGUUCGAUGGUUUUGAGGUUGAUGGAAUCUCCAAGUCUGAGAGUUCGACUGAGAGUACUGCUUCCAGAAAGGUUGGUAGACCACCUAGUGCGAAGAAGAGGCUGGAGAAGUCUUCUGAGGAUAAUGAGAGCUCUCAGGAGAAGGGUGCUGAGAAGGAGGAAGAUGUGUUGGUAAAUGGAAAAGAGGAAGUGAAGAAGAAGGUUGGACGACAAAGAAAAGGAUUGAAAGAAAUUGACCAGAGUGACAGUUCUCAGGAGAAGAUUGUUGAGAAAGAGGAAGAUCUGUUGCUUAUUGGGAAUGAGGAGAAGGGGAAGAAGAAGGGUGGACGACGAAAAGUUGAUAUUUCUAGUUCACAGUCAGGGGAGGACAGUCAGGAAAAGAAUGAACCCAGAAGAGGAAGAAAACGAAAAGCUGAUGAGGAAGAGGAUGAGGAAGAAGAUGAUCUUCCUCUUUCUCAACUUAGUCAAUCAAAGUCCGCAUCGAAGAGGCAAGGAAGAAGUAAAACUGAUUCAGAGGAAGCUGAAGAGAAGACAAAAGAAGCACCCAAGAGGAAGAGAACGAGGAAGAGCCUAGCUGCUGAGAUGACAGAGUCUGAAAACCUUGAGUCUCAAAGGAGGAAGUCACAGAGUAGCCAGGAGUCCGUGGAUGUAUUGGAUCAGGAGAAAGCUGAUUUGGGCCAGGACUGUAAGCAGAAGGAAGGGGUCGAUUCUAUCGCUGAUGUUGAUGGGGAGACCAAAUCUGAUUCCCAAUUGAAGCAGGCUAGGAAUCCAGUUCAGGCUGUGACUGCAGCCUGUCUAGGAAGCUCUAGUUCCAGUUCUGGAGGUGAUGCUUCUGCUCCCUCUCAGGGAAAGAAACCGAGAAGGAUUCAACCCCAGAUGGUUGAACCGAGUCAGGAAAUGAUUCAUCCUGCAUUUACAGGUGCUCCAAAAGACUCACCAAUUAUUUUGGAGGAAAACCUGAGCGAGAAUCCUGAAAGUACUGAUUCAAAGGAGAGUGAUAGACAGACAGAGGAAAGUCAACAAGGAACAGAAGUUAUUAUUGUAGGAAUGGAGUUUGACAGUUCUAAAUCUCUAAAUGAGCAGACACCAGAAGAAUGCCAGAUGUCUAGUGAGGACAUUUCCAAGGAGGGAGAGCAGACGCCAUCUACCAAGCCGUCCCCAGCCCCUGUAAGGCGGAGUACCACCAAACAGAAGAUUGAAGCCGCAAGGAAAAGGUCAAUUUCCAAAAUGUCAGACAAAAAUUCGGAGGAUUUGAGUGUCGAAGAUGCAAAUGAAUGGACGGAGAGCAAAUGCAGCGCGGCAAAAACAGCUCUGAUACAGGAAAAGAAGAAUAAGGAUAUCAAAGAAAGUGAUAAACUUGACAGUCAGAUAGAUGUUAUUGAGCCGUCACAGGCUCAGAAUAAGUCCCUGUUUGUUAAUCUGGACCUGUCGUUUUGUAAGGACUCGCCUCGGGCAGUGGAGCAUGACAAAAUCAAGGGGAAGGUGGAUGAGAUAAUAAGUAGUUUGGCAAGCCCAGUAGCCCCCGGCAAGGCAGCUCCUCGGGGCAGUAAACGAAAGAGGAACAUGUCGAAGUUGAAAGUGUCCUCUCCGGUGAGUGUACGACUGCGGUCCUCGAAACUGGUUCUACGAGCAAGAGCCAAAUUAGCAGGUAAAUCUGUGUCCAGGGUUUCACCUUUAACUGUGGUUAGAACAAAGAACAGAGCAUCUCCCAGACCGAAGAGACUUUUGGAAGAAAUAGAUUCAAAAAUAGAAAUGGAAGUUGAGGACACAAAAUGUACAUUUAAAACAGAGGAUGCAGAUGGUGUGACUAGCAAUUGUGAUGUGGUUGCCAUGGCAACAGUUGAUAAUUCUGGUAGUGCUGUAGAAACUGAAAGUGGUUUGGAACAAAUUGAAAUUGGUUCAGAAAAAACUGAAAUUGGUUUAGAGCAAGAUAAAACUGUUUCCCCAAAAAAAUUAACUGGUUUAGAGCAAAAUGAAACUAGUUUAGAAAAAGAAACUAGUUUAGAAAAAGAAACUUGUUUAGAAAAAGAAACAAGUUUAGAAAAAGAAACUGAUUUAGAAAAAAAUGAUACUGGUUUUGGUGCAACUGAAACCGGUGGUGAUAUAACAAGUCAUGCUAGUGCUCCUGUUCGACCCAAGAUUGAUUCUCUAAAUGAUACCCCAAGGAAAUCAGCCGAAAAACCCAAACGCAAAGUGAUCCAUGCCCAUCGUGGCUUUUCCGAUUCCAAAGUGCUGAGCUUGAACAAAAUCCGGGCAAGGAACCGGUUGGCUGAUCGUGGAAUGAGUAUCGUGAGGCGCAGUAUACUGAAGCAAAAGAAUUCGAGCGAAAACAGCAGCCCCUCAAAGAGGCCAUGUGACCCUGACUUUCAGCCAAUCAAAGUGUUCCAGUUUCAUUCACCGAGUGCCUCCCCGAGCGCUGGGAUUCUGAAGAAGCGGCGCCUGAACUCCGACAUCCCAGUCAACUCUCCCUCCCCACCUUCCAAGCGGCGGGUUUCGUUUGCCGAGCCUAUCAUCAGCGGAGAAAGCCCUCAUCGUGGUGUCAGCCUUGACCUCAUCAAGUCCCGGAGUGCAGCAGGAAAGCAACUGUUCACUUUCCCCCGAAGACCUGCCAGCAGCCUGCGUGUCAUCGCCCCACUCAGCAGACCCAAGAAGACGGUUGUGGACAGUGGAGACUCACAGCCCAGCCAGUCACCGGUCAGCCAAUCACCGGUCAGCCAAUCACAGGCAAGCUACCGGAGCACGCAGGAGUCGCAACUGAACAGCUCCGACCCCGUCUACCCGGAUUUGAUUGGCUGCACCGAGUCCGUCACAAAGGUUCUGCCCCAACUGACGUCAUCUGUCUGGUCGCGCGGUCUGGGGCAGCUCGUGAUGGCACGCAACAUCCACACUGUUGGAGAUCUCAGCAAACUGACAGAGGUCGACAUCCACAAUCUCCCUAUCAGGUCACCAAAGGUCGUCACUGUGCGCAGAGUUCUGCAUGACCUUGAACAGCACCUUGAGGUCAAAAGGUCAAAGGAUGUCAAGGCCACAGAUUCGGAGUCGGAUCAAGAGGACAAGGCUGAAAGUGCAGUUUUCAAAGUACCGAGCGUGACCCCCAUGCAGUCACUGGAUACAAUAGAGGAGGACGGCGAGACGGAAACGAAGGAGCCCCGUGAGGAGGAACCCGACUCCCUCCCUGACAUGGAGGUCGCUCUUGAUGAACUCGUGCCCAGAAACGCGGAUGACGAACUUAACAGCAGUAUUGAAGCGGAGCCUGAAGGGACAGUGGAGAGUGCAAUCGAGUCAUGUGACCAACCAAAUAGCCAAUCACAGAGCACAGCCAGUUCUAGCCAAUCAGAUUCAGUGUUUCUAACAGACUCAGUAGCCGAUGCCCAAAGAGGGCCUACACAGACUCUGGAACUUGUUUCAACUGCUGUCAGUGCUGAAGAUCAUGGUGCCAAUCUUGCAAAGGUUCUGGAAUCUCUUGUGAAAGAAAAUGACUAUAAGCGUCUCCAGAAGAUGAGGACUGGAGACCUCUUCCAGGUUCAUCAGCACCUCACACAUCUGUCAAACAUUGUUGUCACGGCGAUGAAGAGUCGAUGCCAUUCGCCCACUAAUUCCCAGUGAGUCGUUGAUACUGGGGAUCGGGGGGUUAGGAUGACCGGAAAAGCAACUUCGCAUCACUAACCAGUCUUCAGAUGACAGGAUGGUUUGAUGGACAACGAGCUCAACUAUCGUAUUAUAUUAUGCCAAAUCUUUCACAAAAGUACACAUGGAGUCGCGACCAAGGUUACAAGAAUUGUAUCAGAACAGAAUUAAUUGGUUAUUAUGUUGAAAGUAGUUCUAAAGUGAUUUUUCUUACGGUGCAAGAUUCAAAAUAUGUUUAUAUAUUUUUUGUCAGAUUGGUCAUUGACUGUUGUUGAAAUACAAGACCAACAAAGGACAACCUGGAUAUUCAGUUCUAUACAUGGACCCAUUCGUUACACACGUUUGUUUGAAAGUGACAACACCGUUGCCAAUAUUCUAAUCUGUGGCAGAUUAUCCCUGGCACAGGAGUGUGAUUUGAUGCAAGGCUAUUUCAAGGAUGGCAUGACAGUAUAUAGGUCAAAUGAUUGAAACACUGGUAUGACAGUAUAUAGGUCAAAUGAUUGAAACACUGGUAUGACAGUAUAUAGGCCAAAUGAUUGAAACACUGGUACAUAGUGCCAAAGGGGGCACCUGUUGCCCACUCAUCUAGGGCACCUGUGUUCACUGUGCAGAGUUACAUCCCUUUGGUGUGCCAGGAACCUAUGAUAAUUUGCCCUAAGGUUUGUUGCACCAUGUCGGUGAUUGUGUGUUUAAUUAAAGUGUAAACGUCUAAGACCUGCAUCACUUUGGCUUUCCACCCACCUUUAGCUGACUCACUGUGACAAAACUGAAAUACUGUCCAAAACGGCCUCAAACCUCCCAACUUUAGCAAUGUAGAUUGGUGCUCACACUAUCAACCACUGGUUUUGUCAGGAUUUAGUCUCCUCAGUGGAUUGAUUCACCAGACAUUUAUUCACUGUUCAGGGUUAGAACUAAACUCAAAACGUUUUACUAGCCCGAUAAAUAUAACUUGCACUGUUAAAACAAGGUGGAAAUUGUGAAUUUGUACUAGCCCACAGCAAUUUGUGCUAGCCUCAGACUAGCGGGUAGUGUUAAAUCUAACCCUGCAGUGUUGAUGAUAUUUCAAGAUUUAAUGUACCGUUAUUUAUUGGAGUGAUUUUAAUAGUUUUAAUCUUAGUUCUGUGGUCGGCAUGAAACGUCCAUCAGACGAAGGAGGACUUUUCAGUUGCAUGUCUUUGUCAAUCAUGAUUCUGGAGAGUUAAGUGGAUUUAAGAAGAAUUAUUUUCAUCCAGUUUUUUUUUCUAUCAAUUUUGAUACAGGUUAAGAGGAAUAAAUAUGCAUCAUUAGAAAUAUUUAUUAGAUGUGUGGGCGAUACCUUCAAUGCUUCUCUGGUUUCUAUGCACCAUGUUCCUCCAUCGCGAGUGAAAACAUGGCCGCUGUGAAGAGUACUCGUGGUAAGCAUACCUGACUUUAGUGUCGUAAUGAAAUCAGACCACAUACAGUGUAUAGCCUCUACUGGUGUGAGUGCCACCAUCUCCUGCCAUGAGGGACUGACCAGGUCAUAUUCUGGGGAGGGCUGGGUGUGGGGGAAUUUUAUCGGGAAAAAGAAUUUGUCUGCCACAGAAAGUACAUUGUUACAAGAGGAUCAUAAUUGAAAACAUUAAUCAGCUGUUGAUGAAUAACUAUCUGGUCGAAAUCCCUAGCCCAAGGAUAUCAAAUAGUCAGUCCCUUCAGUACUGUAUUGAGCAGAUGGCUGUAAGGCUUGGCACAUAUUGCACAGUUGUUGAUUGAUUGAUUGAUUGAUUGACAUGCUGGGUCCAGGACUUGAUUGAUUGAUUGAUUGAUGGACAUGCUGGGUCCAGGACUUGAUUGAUUGAUUGACAUGCUGGGUCCAGGACUUGAUUGAUUGAUUGAUUAAUUGAAGUACAUGAUGGGUCCAGGACUUGAAUGAUUGAUUGAUUGAAGUACAUGCUGGGUCCAGGACUUGAUUGAUUGAUGGAUUGAAGUACAUGCUGGGUCCAGGACUUGAUUGAAUGUUGAUUGAAUCUUUUCUUAUUCUUUUGUGAGAUUCCAAUGUUCCUGACAGAGGACGGGUGAUAAGGAACAGUGUAUACACCUGUGAAGUGCUGACCAUAUGUGGCCAAGUCCGUUUUGAACCUGGACUGACCCUUGGCGUUGGAUCUAGGUGGAGACCUGAGACCAUUUCAUUCAGAAUCGAGUGGAAAACUUCAUGGAAUAACUAAAGAAAACCCGCUCUGAAAUUCUUUUCACUAAGGAAAACAAAUAUAGUUUUCUGCUAUUUUUGAUUGGUAAGCAAGUGUUAAACAUUCCAAUUGCCCUUGGGAAAUAUUUGCAGCCACAUGUGCAAGUUAAUUAUUCACUGAUUCCCCGAGGAAGUAAUGGGGUUCUCUGUCAUGGUGUCAGGGUGUGAAGACUGUUGGUCAGGGUGUGAAGACUGUUGGUCAGGGUGUGAAGACUGUUGGUCAGGGUGUGAAGACUGUUGGUCAGGGUGUGAAGACUGUUGGUCAGACUGUUGGUCAGGGUGUGAAGACACAAUAAGUGUCCAAUUAUCCAUGAUAAUUCUUGCUUUUGUUCACACUUUUCAUUGUUUUAUCAUUUUCAUUGUUUUUAAUCACAAAAGCCACAAUUUCAGAGAAAAUCAUCUUUUACAGAUCAACUUACAUUGAAAGUGAUUUUGCUUGUGACGAAUGGCACAAGGACAUUCUUGUGAUUUUAUAAACUUUGCACAGGCCAUCCUGUAGGACAAUGAACCAAUCUGAAACCCUGCAUUAAUAUCAAAUUUAAGCUUAACUACAUCAACUCUGUGAUGAAGUCUUUCACAGGCAUUUAGAAGUUGGAAGUACAGGAAUACAUGCCAUGUUUUCAUGGAUGACAACUGCCUUGUUCCUGGUCCUGUACCGUGUCCAAAGUUGUGGCCAAGAUACACUAAGAAAGACAUUGAAGUAUGAUGCUGUCCAUAGCCACAAUCAAUCAUUUAGUGAGGAAGAACCACCAUAUUUUAUUACCAUUCAUCCUACUAGAACUUGAUUUUACCCAUUUCACAGCAUUGAAGUGCUGAGUAUUGAUUUGAGUGCUGAUUAUAUCAACAUAUUCACAUUUCUUUCAGUGAUGGUAACCUCAUUAAGUGAGAUUGGGAUACUGAAACAUUUCAUAGUGUGAUGUUUUGUUUUUGGUCGUUUAUUGUUUAACGCACUCAGCAAUAUUCCAGCUAUAUGACGGUGGUCUGUAAAUAAUUGAAUCUGGGCCAGACAAUCCAGUGAUUUACAUCCUGAGCAUCGA